This is a messenger RNA of Pelobates cultripes (western spadefoot toad), 184 nucleotides long. NCBI's taxonomy places the organism in Eukaryota, Metazoa, Chordata, Amphibia, Anura, Pelobatidae. The record is from the annotation of a GenBank genome assembly.
CUCCCUCUCACCUCCGGUUACCGUGGUCCUGGCCAUAACCGCGGCCCGAUUCUCGCAGCGGCCGUCUUAGUUUCGCAAGACUACGGCGGCCAUCUGAGAAACACCGCGAGUGCCGCGUUUACACACAGCCAGCUAAUUCCAACCGGAGAUUUCAGUAUCAGACAAGUUUUUGUCUGUACCAGAG